AUGAUUGAAACCCAAUUAGCUCAACUUGCUAAUACCAUUAAGGAACAUCAUGUGCAUGCUAGUCUCUCACCCCAAAGUCAAGUUCCAAAGCAAAUGAAUGCAAUAGUGACAAGGAGUGGGAGAAUUUUAGAUGAUGUUCCUAGAGAUAAUAAGGUUUAUAAGUCCAAUGGGAAGGAUCAAGAGGGAGUCGUUGAGUCUAUCGACAAUGAUGUGGUAGAAGAGGAGCCUCCCAUGGAUGAUGUGGGAGAUACUCCUAUACCAGAAGAGGCAACUCUUCUACCUCUCCCCACUCCUAAACUUCCCUACCCCCAAAGAUUCAUAAGGCACAAGUUAGAUGUGCAAUUCUCAAAAUUCCUUGAUGUUCUUCGAAAAUUGCAUAUCACUAUCCCCUUUACGAAUGCGUUAAAACAAAUGCCAACCUACUCAAGAUUUCUUAAGGAAAUCUUGAGUGGGAAGCGAGAUUGUGAUGUAAAGGAGAUAGUGAAACUCACCGAAAAUUGUAGUGCUAUUAUUCUUAACCAAAUGCCACCCAAACUCAAAGACCCGAGUAGUUUUUCUAUCCCUUGUGCUAUUAAGACGCUUGAAAUAAGCAAUGCUUUGUGUGAUUUGGGUGCUAGUGUUAGUCUAAUGCCUUAUUCGGUGUAUACCAAGCUUGAAGUUGGUUAUCUUAUCCCAACCAACAUUACAUUGCAACUUGCCGACCGUUCGGUCAAAUACCCUAUUGGCAAGAUUGAGGAUGUACCCUUGAGAGUUGGUGGAUUUGUGAUCCCCGUCAAUUUUGUGGUCCUAGACAUAGAUGAGCGUGCAUGUCCCCAUUAUUCUUGGUCGCCCAUUUUUGGCCACGGCGGGGGCUAUUAUUGA
This is a messenger RNA of Spinacia oleracea (spinach), 861 nucleotides long. RefSeq lists its product as uncharacterized. The coding region runs from base 1 to 861 and encodes 286 amino acids. The record is from RefSeq and is a predicted model, not a curated record. The transcript has a single exon. NCBI's taxonomy places the organism in Eukaryota, Viridiplantae, Streptophyta, Magnoliopsida, Caryophyllales, Amaranthaceae.